Messenger RNA from Pseudophryne corroboree (corroboree frog), 7391 nucleotides. RefSeq names its product zinc finger protein 585A-like. The record is from RefSeq and is a predicted model, not a curated record. Gene Ontology annotation, biological process: regulation of transcription by RNA polymerase II. Gene Ontology annotation, molecular function: DNA-binding transcription activator activity, RNA polymerase II-specific; RNA polymerase II cis-regulatory region sequence-specific DNA binding. The transcript is spliced from 3 exons. Gene Ontology annotation, cellular component: nucleus. The coding region runs from base 311 to 3847 and encodes 1178 amino acids. NCBI's taxonomy places the organism in Eukaryota, Metazoa, Chordata, Amphibia, Anura, Myobatrachidae.
CAGCUUCCAACGAUAGCAGGGAACAUCAUGGUUCUCGCCAAUCGAUGGUAGAGCUAGUCACCAUCGGCUAUCAACAGCGGCGCAGUGAGAGGAGGAGAGGGGGCAGAGGGAGAUGCGCGGAUGCAGCUGGUUUGGGCUGUCCGAGUCGCCGUAGUGAGAGCGUACGGCCAUUCCGUCUCCCCCGCCUCCCCCAGCAGUGUCUCCUCUCCUCCCCCCUGCACAAAGCAUCCUGUGUCUGCUCCCCCCCGCCCCAAUGUCCGGUGCCCUCCUGCCUCACAGCUGACCCCGCUCCCAGCGCCCGGAUAUCCCUAUGUCCAAAUCCGAUGUUUUAUCAAUGAUGGAAAAUGCAGAGGAGCCGUUUGGUCAGGAAAACAACCAGGCCAGGGCAAGUCGAGUGGAAAUUUCUGAAUGUUGGACCGGUGGAGCGGAGGAGCCCAGAUCAUUUGCUCCCCUGGUUGGAAAACUGCCUGAAGAUCAACCUGCUCCACAAAACUCCCAAAGUACUCUUCUCGCCCGCGAAGGUGAUGACCACGAGCAACGUUGGAGAGAGAAACCAGUUCAUCAACUGAUGCCGACUGAGCCAGUGUGUCAGCCAGGCAGUGCCACCGUGGAGUAUAGCUAUCCCCCCGGACGAAGUUCAUCGACAGCGCUGCCUCUCUUAGAGAAAGGGAGAGGCAGGGAAGAGGACAUUGCGGAGCAGGCGGCAGUAGGCGCAAAGGUUACUGGACCAGCGGAGGACACCAGUGCACAGCCAGUGCUACAUGGAAUUACUCCAAUGCCAAUCCAUUUUGGUAAACUUGAAAAAGAUGAUGUUGUGAUUUGUAGGCCCCAUGGGUGGUCUAAUGUAGGUCAGCAAUCUAAGACCGUAGAGACUAACAGGAGAAAAGACACUGGCUCUCAUGAACAGCCGAACCAGAGGUUCUGGGGUUUAUUUCAGUGCUCGUUUUGCAGUUUUGUUUUUCAAGAUCUCUCUGAACUUUUGCAGCACCAAGAGACCCACAACCAGGAGAAGUUCCAGGGUAUCGGGAACGAGCAGGCACGUCCAGAACAGCAGCAGCCUGUGCUGGAGUGGAGAAGAUACCGAUGUAUCGUGUGUGAUAAGACUUUCUGCAAACAGUCUUCGCUGGUCACGCACCUGCGUAUACAUACCGGUGAAAAGCCGUUUUCCUGCCACGUAUGUAGGAGAAAGUUCAACCAGCGCACAAGUCUCACAGUCCACCUACGCACUCACACUGGGGAAGCACCGUUCCCCUGCAACAAGUGCAACAGGAGUUUCCGGCAACAGUCCAAUCUUACCCACCACAUGAAGAGUCACCAAAGAGCCGAGGAACUUGAUGGGGUAGACUGGAGUGAAGAGAACACAGCCCCCGGCAUUCCUUUCAUGUAUCUCAUAUCGGAAGGGGAGGAAUCCAGCAAUGAAGUUUGGGGCAGCAAAGUUCCAUUUGUGAAAGGUGAUAAGGGAGAAGACCCUGCAUCAUGUAAAAGGCCCUAUGUCUGCGGGCACUGUUUCAAGCGAUUUACGCACCAGUCCAACCUAAUGGUCCAUCAGCGCAUUCACACCGGGGACCGAUCCUACCGUUGCCAGGAAUGUGGCAAGCAUUUCAGCAGGAGGACCAGCCUGAUGGUCCACCUGCGGGGGCAUACCGGAGAAAUGCCCUAUUCUUGUAUGCAGUGUGGGAAGAGCUUUCGUCAACAGUCAAAUCUGCUCUACCACAUGAAAAGCCAUGUGGCGCCAACUGAGCCAAAAGUGGACGUGGCCACUGAUAAUGAACAGACUGCGAAGCUACCUGGGCAACUCAUUGGCCCAUCUGGCCAGUAUUUAGAACGAGAUAAUCCACAGUUGGUGAACAUUGGUGGGGGUGGGAGAAUUGACGAAAACCAGGUCCGGGCCUACCAAUGUACCCAGUGCUCCAAAUGGUUUCCUAGUUCCCAUAGCCUCCUUCUGCACCAAAAGCUCCACGUGGAGCAGUCAAGUGGUAUCCUGCAUUGCAGAGAAAUUCAGGUCCCGUACCCCAUCAAUAGGGGUCUCCCGCAUACGUACACUGAAAACAUGUUAUCUCCACGACAAGAACAUGAAAGCUAUCCACAGCAACAUUUCAAGCUACCGGCCAGAGCUGAAGGCAGCAAUGUGUCGGGAAUGCUGAGCAACCUAGAAUCAAACCUCAACCCUCAGCCAGGACACAGCGCUGCCUAUCAGAGAGUUGGCAUCCACAAUGCCGACGGAGGACAUGUCAAAGGUCCUUUUCAUGUUCUGGGAAGGGGCAGGCCAAGGAAAAUCUCUUGGCUAGGGCAAGGACAAGGUACUUCCUUGGGAGGUAAAGCGAUACAUAAAUGUUGGAAGUGCCCCCGGCAUUUUAACAACAAGUCCAACUUAAUUGUCCACUUGCGUAUUCACACAGGGGAAAAGCCAUUCCAGUGUUGGGUGUGCGAGAAGAGAUUUAGGCAGCAGUCGAAUCUGAUCCAGCACCUCAAGAAUCAUGAGGACGUUCUUGGGGAGGAAGAUGUGGCUCACCCGCAGAAGGACGCCAGCAAGGAACAGCAAAAUGGGAAGAGUCUUCAGGAUGUUGGAAUGAUUCAGUCGCCAAGCACUGCCCAGGCCCGGCUGGGGUUCCUUCCGUUUGAUGGAAACCAGAUGCAUCAAAACGGUCAGCUCUUCCACGGGCCUCAGACUAUACAUCUAGGUGACCUGGCCUCCAGUACUGAGAGCCUUACUGAUAACUUAGAGGUGAAUGGCUCUCGGACAUCAGCUGAGAGGACAUACAAGUGCAGCAGCUGCUUUAAGACAUUUAAUCACAAGUCUAACCUCUUGGUUCACGAGCGCAUCCACUCAGGAGAUAAGACCUAUCGCUGCCUGGAGUGUGGAAAGCAGUUUAGCCAGCGCACCAGCCUAAUGGUGCACUUAAGGACUCAUACGGGUGAGAUGCCAUACUCUUGCCUGCAGUGCAGAAGGCGCUUCCGACAGCAGUCUAACCUACUUUACCACAUAAAGACAAAUACGGUGCAAGGGCAGCUGAAUUGUACAGCAGAGAACUUGCCGAAUGCCCCAUUAAUUCCCAGGCUAGAGCCAGUGGCAGAAGCCAGCAUGGGCUCCAACGUGGAGGCUGCCUCUGAGCAGGCACAUCCUUGGGGUCACCUGGAAGGGAAUCCUAAGAACGAAACUGAAUCUCUUCCACCACAUGAGGGCGCCAAAGGCGAGUUCCUCUGCACGGCCUGCGAUAAAAUAUUCACUCAUCAAUCAAACCUGUUAGUUCACCAACGGAUACAUUCUGGCGAGCGGACAUACCAUUGCCACGAGUGCAACCGUCAGUUCAGCCAACGUACCAGCCUGAUGAUCCACUUGCGCACUCACACCGGGGAGAUGCCCUACUCUUGCCAGUGCUGUGGCAAAAGGUUUCGCCAACAGUCAAACCUCUUGUAUCAUUUGAAGAGCCACGUAGGGCAGGGGAUUAGCAUGGAUGCCAGCCAGAGCGCAGAGUAUGCAGCUCCCAGAGCUAGAGGUCGUCCUCGGAAAACUGAAUCGAACGACACAGUAAGGGAAAAAAGAAUAAUCCCUAGAGGCAAGCGUACUUACAAGUGUACGGAAUGCCCAAGGCGCUAUAACCUCAUGUCUAAUCUGGUCGCUCACCAAAAGUCGCACGACCUGCAGCCCCUGUACAGUUGCCUAGAGUGCGGAGACAGCUUCCUUCAUCAAGGUUACCUUGCGGUCCACAAGAAGCAGCACACUAAAGUGACCCCACCCCACCACGGAAUCCAGUUCUGCUGGAGACCAAACCAAGAGUUAAUGGACCCCAGAAAUUCGGGUACUGAAGAGGAGAGGAGUACUGUAUACACACAGCAUGAAAAAUAACCACAAUUAAUAAAUAUUCACAAUAAACUGAAACUUUGCAUAAGACCUAGCUAAAUGGAAAAAGCAGAUCAAGACUUUGAUCUUGGCAAAAGGCCAUUUGGGACUUAAUCUUAUAUGCUUUUCAGGUAGUAACUGAAUCCCUUCAAUGAGAUUGACAAUAUCUAACCAUUCCAUAGAUAGAUUACAGUGAUGGUAAACUGGAUUCCAGCCGAAAAUCACAUGUACUAUUUAGUGUAAGGAAUUCUGAUAAGAUGUUAUAUGUAACUGGCCACCAGUUUCAGAAGCCGCCUGUUCAAGCACGGUCCCCAGGGCUCUGCCAGUGACUGUCCUAGAGUUUCGCCAUAGUCCCCAUGAGAUAAGUGGUUCUGGCAAGGGGUUUGAAGUUGGGAAUACUGGGGAUUAAUACCAAAACUGUAUGAUUCCAAGACAUGGGAAGCACUUCUGCCAUGAUUCCAAAUGUUUUUUUUUAGCCUAGGUAACCACUGAAAUAGGUAGCCACGUGUUUUAGACUAUCUAAAACUGCUCUUUGCCUACUCAUGUUGGCUGCGGCAAUUUUUGGACUGGACAAAUAUUCACGAAAAAAGAGCUUCCCAAACCGCUAGAAACUAGUGACCUCACUGAGGUGGUGAGUAUUGGUUCAGCCCACAAAAAUGGCUGCCUCCAAUGUGGCUAGAGGGCAGAUACACUUUUAAGCCGUGGCCCCCGUUGAGGCAAAUUUUAUAUUUAAUCUAUUGACCGAAAAUGACCCUCUUAAAUGGUAUUUAUUUUUGUAACUUUUUCCCCCCUCCUUUUUAAUGGUUCAUAUUUAGUUAUAAAUAUCCUUUAUUUAUUCAUGGUGGUCGCAUAUAACGUUUGACUGACUGUUUUAGCGUUUUUAGUAGGGAUAAAUUGGCAGCUAAUUCAAUAACACUGCAAGUUCCCGUUACAACUCGUGUAUUAAAGGGAAGUAUAACCCUAACCUUAAUCUUCCAUUACUGACCGUAAAAUGGACAUUAUAUAAAUACGUGUAUGAUUUGUAUGUAGCGACCAAGCCUUUUCCGCAUAUAUAUGCAUUUAUAUAUGGUUUAGUUUGUAUGUUGCUUACUGCCGCGAUUGACAGCCUGAAGAUCUAACAUAACUAUAAACAAACAUAUAGUUUUUUAUAGAAUGACUUGGUAUUAAUAAGUUCUUAGGUAGCCUUUGUCGCUGGCAGAACUCAUCAUCUUUUUUAUUAUCACUAGUUUUUCCUUACGUUGUUCACUUAAAAAAAAAAAAAAAUGUUUCUGGUGAAAAUAGAAUUUCUGCUGUACAUGUAUGGCCCAAGUGUAAUCUUUCUAUGCAUGAAGGACAUUGAUGCCCACCAGUCGUCUAGUGGACUAGUGUCUCGGCCCACAGAAGGGCCGAUUCCGCUUUUGAAAGUGGUUGUCAUUAGGAUUAGUGCACAUUUGUACCAACUCCAAUACCUGGAGCCCAAGAGAUCCGUCCAAAAUCAAAUGAAUCUCUGCAUUUGCUCAACUAUAUACAGCCUGCCAUUCCGCCGCAAUACUUGGCCUGCUUGCGUAUGCCCAGUUUAUACCUCUGUGGUAAUGCUGCUAUCUUGCACAAGCUCUAAUACGGAGCAUGCACGGUGGCAAAUACCGCAAGACGGACUUGUGUGCCUCUCUCAGCAACAGUUUAUAUAAGAAUACUUGGGUAAGGGUGCAUUCUGACUGAUCUGUAUUGCAGUCUCCAUAUGGAUUUGCUUUUUCUUCAGUUUUUGUUGCAUUUACAGGGACUUAGUGUUACGUUAGUGGCAUGCAGGAUGUUCUCCUGUUCAGCCUGUGGUCCGCAUCCCUCAGCGAGCUAAAGUGCUUACUUGGGGUAAUAUUGCAAUCCAGGGCUACCCAAAUUAAGAUGGACAUGUCUUGAUCGUGGAUAUAGUCUUGCUUCAUCCGUAUGUGACUUCAGACAAACCAUACACAGACAUCUGUAGAAGACCUCGGUUACAUACGUGCUUCCCAUGUCAACAGCAUGAAAAUAAUUGACGUUGUGGCCAGUGGCACAGGGGCCUUCUGGUCAGCGGGAGCGGACGUUUGUCCUGCAGCCCAUAUUCAGCCUGGCGGUUCACUGGGAACUAGCAAUGGCACUGUACCUCAUUCCUCAGUGAUGGCGUUGGUUCCUAGUGUAUUCAUAAGAUGCCGUUUGUACAACCCUCCCCCAUUAUUGGCUGCUGUCAGAUGGGUACACUUUUAUACCCCACACAGAAGGAGAGAAAGCGUAUACUCCGCAGUGUAGAAUAAAGGAGCGUUACAGAAGCAAACUAUAUAGACCCAUUACUCUUACAUACUUUUCUAAUAAGCAAUGUAUAUAUGAUUUUAUCUAUCCUCUUUGCUUUGUAAUGGCAGAAAAAUACCUAAACUAAUUAUCUGGGCAGAAGCACCCUGCUUUCCCAAAGGCAAGAAGUACCCUUACGCCUGACAGAUUUUUAUUUAUUUUCCUUAAGAUGCAGGUCACGCCCACCAGUGUCACGUGACUUAUUGUGAAUUGGUCCUAGACCGUGUCAUUAAAGCCCUAACCCACCUUGAUACGGCAAAUAUCUCACCUAGUUUUAUUUCUGCAUUGCAAAAAGCACAUGGGCGUUCAGGCUUUUCAUGGCACCAUAUUUCCUCUGCCUGCAGAAUUAGAACCCAUUGUGAGCGUACUGGGUGUAUAGGAUUGAUGAGGAUACCCCGUACCUGGGAUAGCGGACUCGUCAAUCUAGCUAUCUAAGAGCCCAUACACAUGGGGAAUCAUUUGUAGUUUUUACGCAUGGUCCAGAUGCUUUGCACUUUGGGAUCCGGAGCAUGCCCUUCUUCCAGCCAUUCCGCUCACGUUUACCUUUCCAAGAGCUCUGUGAAAACACCCUACAAACAAAGGACAACACUUUGCCAUAUGCUUGAUCCCUUGCAUUUAAUGUGCGUUUACGGAGUGAACGAACUGCGAAAUGCAUGGGAGCAUUUCAAGCAGAAUUUACACCUGUUUUUCACACAUUUAAAGCCUCUUGGCAUAUGGUCUGCUGUGGCCUUGGUUUAGAGGCACAUUGACACUUGUGCGCAUGUACUCUAGAACUCUUAAAGGGGAUAACCACUUUUGGACAACACCCCUCCCCUUAUUUUUUUUUUUUUUAAAUCAACCUGUGCUUCUUCACAGUAGGAGUGAUGACCCUCUGCCAGGACCCCCCUCCCAUUACCUGAAGAUGUAAGCUGUACUACUUGCAGCACACAGUGACUUCAUUCAUGUAGUUCUUGGUAGAGCUGGAGAAGGGAACCCUUCUGUUCAGCUCUACGGAAAGGAACUUGCAGCUCGUUCUGCUGAUUCCCCAGAGGUGGUGACGCUGCCAUCCCAGCUUCUUCCGUUACAAUGCCUUUCUGUGAAAGCAUGCCUUCUACUUUUACCAUCAGCCACAUGACGUUUAUAUCUGAAUGCUAAUUGUGUAGAUACCGUAAUUGCUCUAAUGAUAUUAACAGAAUGUAGAUGGAUUCAUGAAGAUCUAGGGCCACAAUCUCUUGAUUUUUCUCAAAUAAAACAAUUAGAGCAUUUACAUGUA